AUGCCGACAAAGAUCGCCGCCAGCCGGCCUCGCUUUGACCACGACCACGGGGAGUUGUUUGAUGGCAAAGUGGGCAUGUGGCCAUUCGUCCAGUCCGUCCUCGCUGUUCGCAACUCACGCAACCGUCCCGCCGGCACCAUGGUCACGUUCUUGGUCAACUCUGUGAUGCGAUUGAUCCUUGAGCACGACGGAGGCAACCACUACGUCUUGCCUCACCUGACUGUGAAGGAGGCCGCCUUGCGACACACUGGACUUCUGAUGCAGAAUGUGUCUUGCCCUGUUUCCCUUCUUUUGUACGCUAGGACUUAA
Aphanomyces astaci is the source of this 309-nucleotide messenger RNA. RefSeq lists its product as hypothetical. The record is from RefSeq and is a predicted model, not a curated record. The transcript has 3 exons. Bases 1 to 309 code for a protein of 102 amino acids. Lineage: Eukaryota; Oomycota; Saprolegniomycetes; Saprolegniales; Verrucalvaceae.